UACGCUCCUCGUGCAGAACCACGUCAUAUUAAUUCGCAGUUGGAAGAAAAACGUUGGAAAGAGGGAAAGAUGGCACAUCGAAACAACAACACAUUUGUCGUAACCGAACAAAGGGACAGUUCCUGGACAAUAUCACCCGACUGUCUUUAGACUAACAACAUCUCCGACACAGUAAAAACAGUAUUUCCGAAGGGGGGUUUUGUUCAGAAAAGCCCUCCCCCGAAUUUGACUGCACGCAUCUCUCUGGCGUUUACUGCUUGUAAACAGAUCCUCCUCUCUUGACGUCGAUGGGAACCGCGGCUCUGCAUUGAUUGUCUGUAACGUUAGUCGCACAAAGGGAGCCAGACAACGAAUGUAGCAGACAGGUGAGCGAGCCAGGUGGAGCGAUGACAAGCCUGGCAACUAACAAUAAUAAUUCGACUCUUACGCCGUUCGUGGCUGUUUUGUUCUUAUGGAUGUAACGUUAGUCGAGCAAUUUAACGGGCAUAUCUUCAACUUGACGUUUGAUUUGAGAAAAUUCUGCGCAACGUUCAGAGGGUCGCUAAUCAACUCUCCAAGCUUCUAAACAAAGCGAGCCACGUUUUUUGUUGUUGUUUUCUUCUCGGUUAGCUAGUCUUUUUAGCCUCAACGACCAACUGUGAUAAGGGGUACCGGUAUUCGUGUGUGAGCUCUUUAGCUCCGUUUUUACUGGCUGGAUGAGAUGUCAUUCAUGAUGGAGGAAUCUGUAGAGUCGGACUGGGUGGCCGUUCGACCAAAUGUUUUCGACGAAAAGGAAAGACACAAAUUCGUUUUUAUCGUCGCUUGGAACGAGAUCGAGGGAAAGUUCGCCAUAACCUGCCACAAUAGAACAGUACAGAAACGGUCUGCGUUUCGGGAUUCGCUCUUGGAAGACGUCGAAUGCGACCUCGCAUCCCCCGCCACACUAGCACCCGAGGCAGACAAACGCAAAACUCCACUAAAAAGUCCCACCAAAAGAAAAGAUGACAUCUCCGCAUUGAUUAAAGUUAGAUCUAAUGUCAAACCGAAAGGGAAAAGUCCGACAAAGAGUCCCAUUCGAGAGAAUACAGCCGCGGUAGGUGCCUCAUCAAGGCCAGCCGAGAGUGUUAUCAAAACACUUACGUUAGGGUCGUGGGACAUCGUGCCCUCAAAGAUGACCGACAUCGAGGUCUUGGAACCAGCGGAUGUCUCUGGGUUGCCUCGCUCCUCGGACGACGGCGACGGAGAGGAGUCGGAUAGCAGCCGAGAGGGCUACAGCUGGGCAGGUCUGUUCGCCUUCCAGGACGUGCGGGCAGCCCACGUCCAGCUCUGCGCUGUCAACUCGGACCUGGAGCCCUGUCUGCCCCCUUUCCCCGAGGAGCAGUCAGGCAUGUGGAAGGUGCUAUUUGGGGCCCCUGAGGUAUCUCAACGGGAGACGGACGCUCUGUGUUACCAACUACAGGUGUACCUGGGCCAUGCUCUGGACACCUGCGGCUGGAAGAUUCUUGCCCAGGUGCUAUUUACAGAGAGUGAUGACACAGAAGAGUACUAUGAGAGUUUGAGUGAGCUGAGACAGAAGGGAUAUGAGGAGGCUCUCCAGCGGGCCAAGAAACGGCUCCAAGAGCUGCUGGAGAGGCACCGGGCCAUGGAGAGUAUGGUGGAGCUGCUGCAGGUGUAUCCAGAGGAGGACGAGGCCUACGGAGAGUUACUGGAGGCUACAACACAACUCUACCACUACCUACUGCAGCCCUUCAGAGACAUGAGAGAACUGGCCAUGCUGCGCAAACAGCAGAUCAAGAUCUCCCUGGAGACGGAGCGUCUGGGUCCUCGUCGCGUGGAGGGGCUGAGGAGGGAGGAUGAGGAGUGGACGAGGAAGGCUCACGCUGCCGUCCUCUCCAUACAGGAUCUCACCGUCAAGUUCUUCGAGACCACUGCCAGGGCUCAGAAAGCGGUUUACGAGCGGAUGCGUGUGGACCAGAGGAAGUUUGGCAAGGCGGCGUGGGCUGCAGCUGUGGACCGCAUGGAGCGUCUACAGUACGCCGUGUCCAAGGAAACACUGCAGCUGAUGAGGGCCAAGGAGAUCUGCCUGGAGCAGAGGAAACAUGGCCUGAAACAGGAGAUGCAAAACCUGCAGGAGGGAGAGGAUGCCAUGUUGCGGUUGGACCAGAUGGAGGCGCUGUACUAUGAGCUCCAGCUGCAGCUCUAUGACAUCCAGGCUGAGGUGCUGCGCUGUGAGGAACUGCUGCUCAAUGCCCAGCUCACCAGUCUACGCAGACAGAUCACUGAGCGCCAGGACGAGGUGGUGUAUUAUGAUGCGUAUGAGAGUCCUGAUGCCAUGCAGGGGGUGGAGGAACCCUCAGCUCCCCCUCCGUCCCCCCGAGACGAGCUUAGCCAGCUGCAGCAGAGGACCAGACAGCUAGAGGCACGCAGGGGACGCAUCACCACCAAGAAGGUCUACCUUAAGAACAAAAAGGAGAUCUGUAUCGUCAACCACAACCAGAAGAUACAGCAACGCCAGGGUAGUCAGGACGACCAGACAUCGCAUCAAGCGCUGCAACAGCGAGGGGAGGAGCAGGAGGAAGAGGAGGAGGAGAGGAGUAACACCAAAAUGAGUCUGGAUAGAUCAAGAACUCUGGACAGACUACGCAGCUUCAAACAGCGUUUCCCUGGUCAGGUGACUCUGAAGUCCAGCAGACUGCUUAUGUCUCACGGCCAGUCCCGGAAGAAAACCAUCUCCUCCUCCCCCCUCUCCCCUGUGGGGAGGCCUGAGACCCUAGCUGCCAGUGUCCAGACAGACACCGCUGACCUCACAGAGCUCUCUGCCCCUUCCUCUGAUGCCUGUGGUCACCAGAGUGUCUCUCUAACCCUGCUAGGGGGUGCCACUGGGCCUCUCUCUGCCCCCUCCUCUCUAACUCCUCUCUCAGCGCUCCCGUCCUCUGCACCUCCACCACCUCCUCCUCCCCCACCCCCUCCCUCCUUAGAGGACCUCUCCAGUGAAGGAGGGGAGCGGGCUCACCCCACUAGCCCAGUUCGGCAGUCCAAGGCUGGGUUGGAUUCAGAGCCUCUCCCCCUGGCUCCUUUCUCCCCACGGUUCUUUGACAGCAGUCAGCUGCAGACAGCCAGGAAGAAACUGAAGAAGACCGCCUCGCUGGACUCCUCACAGUGGAGGAGAGCGAGUUCCCCCAUGGACGAGGUCCUGAACUCCCUCAAGCGAGGCAGCUUCCACCUGCGGAAGGCAGAGCUCCGGGUCCUAGCCCCCGAUCCAGACGAUGACGAGAGCAACAACAUCCUGGCCCAGAUCAGGCAGGGCGUUAGGCUGAGGAAGGUGCGGACGCGGCCGGACCAGCAGCGGCACCCCAAGGGCUCGUUCCCCCACUCUGCCGACGCUCUGACCCGCUCCAUCCACGAAGCCCUGAGACGCAUCAAGGAGGCUUCGCCUGAGUCCGAGUCUGAGGACGAGGGCCUGCCCUGCACCGACUGGGACUCUGACCUUUGAUCUCAGCCUGCUACUAUCUACUAUUUCUGGCUCAACACGGACAGACCGCGGAAAGCGGUGUAGAGAUGUUUCUUCAGAAAAUAGGUCAGAAGUAACUUUUUCUUACUGUUUCUUCUCGUCUUUGAAAUGGACCACUAGCCUUUCCCCUUUCCUCCUGCUUUUCUAUGUUGUGCUCCUCCUGCUCUAUCCCAAGUCAAGCACAUUGAGAUCCUUGUGAUGGAAGUCACUAUGGAAAUAAAAUUCCUUCAUUCGAUUCCUUCAUUGUCCUGUACUAAGUGGGGGAAUAAGGACCCCUUGUCAGUGCACAGACUAGAAAGCUAGGGUUCUGGGAUCCCGUAUGUAGACUGAACUAUGAGGUUGGAGAGUUGAACUGUAGGUUGCUGUGGUGCGUUUGCUUUUACAUGUGACAGGAUUGAGCGUUUUCUUCAACGUUUAUUCAACCCCCUGCAGAAUAAGGUGUGUUAUUGCUUGGCUGGAACAAAAGCUUGCACCCACAUGGGUGAGCUUGGCCACCCCUGGUAUUGGGGUUGAGAAGUCAUGAUGAUGUUCUCUGUAAGAUCGGCGCCCUGACAGCCAGCCGAAGUAUCCAGCUCUACCCAGGUGUCAUUCAUUCCAUAUACCAUAUUAAUAUUCAUGAAGUGUGUUGUUUCUGUUGACAUUUUUUAAAGUGUGCUUUUACCUUUUACGGUCAUUUUUAUUUCCAAAGGAGUGUUUCUUUUUUUUUUUACUGCCUUGUUUUUACUGCUAUUAUUUUCCAAGCGAGUCCACUAGUAGCGGUUUUACCAGGAGUCGCUUCAUGUUUUUAUCUACGUUUGACUAUCUAAGAGUUGUGUCAAAACUGAACGAUUCUUGCACUGUAUGAAGGACACGAUGAAGAAAGAAUGCUGUACUGUUAGGAACUGAAGGACUGAGAGUGCACAACUGCUGUCCAAAUUGUUUGGCCAGGUCAAAGGUCGUAGUACUGUAUUUUUCCAGCACCAUCUUCAGUGGUCUUCAAAAACAGUCACAUAGAAAUGUAUGGUGCUGAUAUGAUUGUCUGUCAUUUAGAAUAGGGAUCCUGUCAGCUCCAUUCAUCAUAUUUCUAUCUGUGUGUUUACCUCACUGAAUCCACCAGUGGUGUGGUAACUAACCUCAGUGAGUUAGUGGACUGAGCAUAUGGAGCUCAUGCUGUGUCUUUAUGGCAAGUGGUCAAAAUCCAAUCAUGUGACUUUCUGCAGCAUCCAGAUCUCUGGCUGCGUCUCAGUAUGAAGUGGGUUCCUCGUCUCCUCUCCAUCUGCACUGAUCUAUAAAGCGUGGGUAGGUGACAGCAACAUAGUGGAAUGACUCAGUGGAAUUAGCUUUCCACUUUCUUAGUGCAGGUGGAGAGAAGUUUAGGAGUCUUAGAGGCAGUCAUUUUAGUUAUGAGAUGCCCUCCUAGUCCUGUCUCAUGUUCUCGGUAGACAGGAUUUUACAGUAUGUAUAUCUGUUGGGAAAUGACUCGUUUUUAUCAUUGUAUUUAUGUAGGUUUUCUUUUAUACAUAUCUUUGUAUAAUCCAAAUGUAUUAUUAGUUUCCAUUUUUAGCCAUCUAAUCUCAUUUCUGUCUUCAGCUAACUCUACAGUUUGACCCUAUGACCUUAUGCAUGUGGCUGGCCUGGUCUGAUUUGAAGAUGAAUCUGUCACUAGAUAAGUGCAAUAUUAAACAGAAAAAUGUAUUAUAAUGUAAUCAAGUGUACAUCCUGAAAAUACAUUGGCAUGCUUAAAAACGUAUUUAUUGAGUUUUUUUUUAUUUAAAGAAAUGGAGUAAGGAUUUAUAAAGCAAUACCACACAAUUUAAUGUGCUUUUUAAGAUUUUUUUUUUGUGUUGCAUUUGACUCGUCUUUUCCCGUCAUCGCAUUCCUAACUGCUUUAUAUAUAUCCCAGUUAUUUUUUUCCUUCAAAAUAAAACAAAGUACCAAAAUGUC
This is a messenger RNA of Oncorhynchus tshawytscha (Chinook salmon), 5413 nucleotides long. Its product is annotated as junction-mediating and -regulatory protein. The record is from RefSeq and is a predicted model, not a curated record. Gene Ontology annotation, cellular component: nucleus; cytoplasm. The coding region runs from base 701 to 3472 and encodes 923 amino acids. Gene Ontology annotation, molecular function: Arp2/3 complex binding; transcription coactivator activity; actin binding. NCBI's taxonomy places the organism in Eukaryota, Metazoa, Chordata, Actinopteri, Salmoniformes, Salmonidae. Gene Ontology annotation, biological process: positive regulation of apoptotic process; Arp2/3 complex-mediated actin nucleation; intrinsic apoptotic signaling pathway by p53 class mediator. The transcript is spliced from 10 exons.